AUGAAGACCUCUGUCAUUCUCUCACUUUCGGCGCUGAGCGCCGUUGCCGUCUCCCAGGCGACUCUUUACGGCCAGUGUGGAGGGCAAGGCUGGACCGGCCCUACCACCUGUGUCUCCGGCGCCACCUGCGUCUCUUACAACGAGUGGUACAGCCAGUGCAUCGCUGGCGGCGACAGUGACGAAACUGAGCCCGAGCCCGAGCCCAGUGCCGAGCCCAGCGCUCCCCAGGUCUCCUCUGCCGAGUCCACGGCUGCCCCUACCGCCGUCGAGGAAGACGACGACUGCUCCCCUGCCGUCACCGACCCCCCGGCUGCUCCGUCAACCGUCGACGAAGCGCCUGCCCCCACCUUCGUCACCGAGGCCCCAUCGUCUACCUCCGAGGCCGCCGCCGUUACGGCCACUUCUUCUGAAGAGGACGAGGCUGAGCCUACCACCGAGGCCCCUGUUUCUGAGCCUGCUACCACUCUGGCCACCGCCACCAAGCCCGCUACCACAGUCAUCGCCGCGCCUUCGGGAGUCACCAAGACCCUCCCCCAGGCUGCUGGUACCGUUGAGACAGAUGCCGCGAUUCCCGUUUCUGGCGAGUUUGACGGUGGCAUGAAGCUGUACGACCGUAACCCCAAGGUCUGCAAGGACCAAAGCGAGACGGGCGAGAAGGACGCCAUGUUCAUCCUCGAAGACGGCGCUACUCUCUCCAACGUCAUCAUCGGACCCGGCCAGGCUGAGGGUGUCCACUGCAAGGGAAGCUGCACUCUGAUCAACGUCUGGCACUCCGACGUCUGCGAGGACGCCAUCACGCUCAAGCAAAAGUCCGGAACCUCCAACAUCAUCGGUGGCGGCGCGUUCCACGCCUCUGACAAGGUCGUCCAGUUCAACGGCCGCGGCACCGUCUCCAUCAAGGACUUUUACGUCGAGGACUACGGCAAGCUCGUUCGCAACUGCGGCAACUGCAAGGACAACGGCGGACCUCGCGACAUCAUCAUCGAGAACGUCGUCGCCGUCGACGGAGGCGUGCUCUGCGGCAUCAACACCAACUACGGCGACACCUGCACCGUCGCGGGCUCGUGCCAGAACGCCGGCAAGAGCUGCGACCGGUACACGGGCAACUCGUCCGGCGACGAGCCCAAGAAGAUUGGCAGCGGCCCGGACGGCGAGUUCUGCACUGUCACGGGUCUGACUGAGACCUGCUAG
This is a messenger RNA of Colletotrichum truncatum, 1191 nucleotides long. RefSeq names its product pectate lyase. Gene Ontology annotation, biological process: pectin catabolic process. NCBI's taxonomy places the organism in Eukaryota, Fungi, Ascomycota, Sordariomycetes, Glomerellales, Glomerellaceae. Gene Ontology annotation, molecular function: pectate lyase activity; cellulose binding. The record is from RefSeq and is a predicted model, not a curated record. Gene Ontology annotation, cellular component: extracellular region.